This is a messenger RNA of Chionomys nivalis (European snow vole), 590 nucleotides long. RefSeq names its product G protein subunit gamma 10 (gene Gng10). The record is from RefSeq and is a predicted model, not a curated record. The coding region runs from base 65 to 271 and encodes 68 amino acids. NCBI's taxonomy places the organism in Eukaryota, Metazoa, Chordata, Mammalia, Rodentia, Cricetidae. Gene Ontology annotation, molecular function: G-protein beta-subunit binding. Gene Ontology annotation, cellular component: heterotrimeric G-protein complex. The transcript is spliced from 3 exons. Gene Ontology annotation, biological process: G protein-coupled receptor signaling pathway.
GGGCGACACCCAGCUCGGCUGCGGUUCCGCCCAGCCCGGCCCGCCGCGCGCAGCCUUCGCCGCCAUGUCCGCCGGGGCCAGCGUGAGCGCCCUGCAGCGCCUGGUGGAGCAGCUCAAGCUGGAGGCCGGCGUGGAGAGGAUCAAGGUCUCGCAGGCAGCCGCGGAGCUCCAGCAGUACUGCAUGCAGAAUGCCUGCAAGGAUGCCCUGCUGCUCGGCGUGCCAGCCGGGAGCAAUCCUUUCCGGGAGCCCAGGUCCUGUGCUUUACUCUGAAGACUGGGAAGGAGUUCUGGGAAGCACACGGGCAAGGAUGACCGCCCACGUCCCAAGAAGACAGUUUCCACAGCCAAAUCCCAUUCUCUGUUGCCUGGUCCUAGAGCCAAACUCUACAGAAAUCCAUUUUUGUAACCCUCACCCCAAAAUUUACUGAGCUGCAUCUCUCACCUCACAGAACCUGCGUUGCUCCGCCGGGGAUAUGGGCAUGUUUUACUUACUUGGGGUUUACAUUUUAGGAGGGACGUUUUGUUUUCAAAAACUGAGAUUUGUAAUUUUCCUAACAUUUUUAUACUCUAAUAAAAUUUGUUCAUAAGAA